ACAAUAUGUUAAAUUAUUGUGAGUUGAGUUGAUGUGAGUUUUAUAAACUGUAAAAUAUGAGUACUAAUAUUAACUGCAGCAUAGACAUAUAAUUGUCCGAGCCAGUUCUCUUUUAAAUGAAACAAAAAAAUUAUCGAUUGCCUUUGAAAAAUGUAGCUAGGUGCUAUAGUCUCUCAACUGUCAUCUUCAGACGACCCGGUCACUACUAGCUUCUCCAGAUGCAGAAAACGUCGAGAAAUCUUUUAUACCCAGCAUAUCAAUAAGGUUCAACUGACUAUUUUUAAUCACCGAUAAUUGAUGACAACAUUUUUUCUACCAUUCAACUAUGUCGUUGGCAUAAAAUUUGAUCGAUAGUUCCUACAUCUCGAUUCAAUCAUUACUUCAAGAUCUUCAACUGAGUGAAUAUGAAUAAAAGCAUUUAAAUCACGAGUUAUUAAAACAGGUGUAACCAAAUAAACGUGAAAAAAAAUAAUUUACGGAUAUCAGAAAAUUAUUAUUGUGAAAUAGGAUACGUCAAAGUAACAACCAAUUUUCGAGCUGCAUCUAGGCAACUUUAUUUGAUAAAACUAGAAAAUAAAUUAGUGAAAUUGACUGCGAUUCAAUGGAUAAUCACUAUUUCUCCAGCUAUAACCCACUCGCCUGCUCAAGUUAAAAUUUCAUCAGACCUCAGAAAAAAAAAAUUAAAAAAAAAACAAUGCUCCAGCGAAAUGAAAUAAAAUAAAUAAACAUACGACUUAAUUAAAAUAAUACUGCCAAAAGACGUGCACUAUGAGAAAAAAUAUAAUCAAAUAAUUCAUGAAUUCAAUUUCAUUGUUUUGCCUCGUCUCAAUUGUCGUAUAACACAAGCAAAAGUAAAAAAGUUUAAAAAAAAAAUAAACAAAUAAGAUAAACAACAAAAGUAAAUAACCAAACAAAAAAAAGUAUCUUACCGCACGAAAUUGUCCACCGAGGCACGUUCAAUUUGCGCAAGUUUUUCCCAACAGAAUGAACCUUUCUGAACUCAAUGAAUUCGUGGCCACCACUACCACUAUUUCACCUCUUUCUCUUACUUAUACAACAACAACAACUACUUCUACGCCUUCAACACAAGAAUAACCAGGGUGAAAAAAUAAAAAAUAUUCAUAACACAAUUGGUGUAACUACAAACGUGCCAUACUACACAAAAAAUAAUUCUCCCCGAGAUUAUUAAACUUUAUUCUACAAAAGUCUUCUUCCCAGCCAUAAAACGACUGAGUAAUUAUAAUUAUCCUAAAAAAUUCUUUUUUUUUCUUCAAUUACAUCACGAAAAUUUUACUUUUAAUGACUUAAAAUAAUUAAGCCAUUAUUAUUAUUAUUAAUACAAUUUGAUAGUCGAAUAAAAAUAUUUUACAAUAAUACUCGGAAAUAGUUAUAAUCGUAGACUAUUAUCGUUGGUUACAAACCGCAAAACGUCAUCAGUCUACGUCCAACAGUAUAAACGAUUCACACGCGUUAAAGCGGAAUGAAUUAUUCACCGUGGAUCGGCACGACCGGGCGUCGGUUCAGAGUGUCCGUCCGGUGACAAAGUAUCACGAUUUACGUUUAAUCGCGAUUUGCAAGUUGCUUCUACACACAAACUAUACAAUAUCACAUAUAUCUUAUAAGUUAUAUAAAUUAAAUUAUAAUAUAAACAUUAAAAUUAAUCAUAACCUUCUUGAAAAAAAUAACUUUUAAGCCCCCUAUAAACUACCUCAUUAUCAAUCGUCAAUCGCAUUACCAUCAGUAGAUAAUUUAAAAAAAAUAUAAGAUAAUGUGAUAUGCAAAAUGUGCAUAGGGACAAAUGAGGCGUAAAUAUGUGUCUUGUAAAAAAAUUAACCGGGUGGGUAAUGAAAUGUAAGUUGAGGUUAAACACCGGAUGCUAGAAGUGAAUAGAGGCUCAAGGGAGGAAGAAAAAGAGGAAGAAGACCGUAGGAGUGGUUUGUUGGUGGUGAAGGAAAAGAAUGGAGAAAGAUCGACACUACAGAGCUUAUGAGGGCUUAAAAGCCACUAACAACGGUAAUACAUCCUCUUUGAAGCGUAAUACAGAUCCUACGAAACCACGUCCUGGACAAAUCAGAUGUCUUUGUUUUGGUGGAGUACCGGACAAAGCGAGUCAUCAUUCCUUUCUCAAGGGAUGUAUCAUAAAUUUGGGUAUUUGCGUGCUUCUGGCUUGCUACACUCUGCUGGGAAGCUGCAUAUUUCUCGCUAUCGAGGGCGGUGCUGAUGGGGGUCUCCAACAGAGGACACUAGCUACCAUUGCCAGCAGCAAUCAACCGCAUCGCAGGAAUAACACUGUUUGGUUAAAUGAGAUGCUUCGGGAUGCACGGAAUCAAACAGUCGAGAGUAUUUGGCAAAUAACCGAACAUUUAAAUAUCCUCUACCACGAUAAUUGGACACGUCUAGCUGAACAAGAGAUAGCGCGUUUUCAAGCUACACUCGUUAAAAAAAUCGCCGAAGAAAUGACGGCUAAUCAACACGCAGGAACAUACACUGGAAUUACAGCAAACAAUGAUGGGCCAAUCGAGAGCAAAGUACCCGAGUAUGAGUGGAAUUUCGCCAAGGCAUCUUUGUAUUCUCUGACAGUGCUGACCACUAUCGGAUACGGAAGUAUCGCUCCGCGAUCAGUUUGGGGCAAAGUAGCAACAAUGGGUUAUGCUGCGUUAGGAAUUCCUUUGACAUUAAUCUACCUGUCAAGUGCAGGUGGAUUGUUAUCUCGUUGCGCUCGAGGUUUUUUCACACGAGCUUUGUGCUGCUGUCUUUGCUCAAAUUGCGGCUACUGUUGUUAUGAUGAGAGACGAAUGCAGGAAAAAGAAAGAAGAAUGAGAAAGAAACGACAACAAGAAGAAAUGAAUCAACAGCAGCAACAACAAUCGGGCUUACAAGAACCCUUUUAUGUACGAGCUAAUGCCUCAACUUAUCCGAGUUCUGUUGAAAUUAAAGCCAGUCCAAAAGAUGAAGUGUCAAGUCUUGGUUCUGGUGACAGACCUAAUGUUACUAUUUUCGCUCCAAUUGGAAUUUGUCUUGGGAUAAUGCUUUGUUAUAUUGUCGCUGGUGCUUUUACUUUGUACAAAUUGGAAGGCUGGAGUUUUUUAGAUGCCAGCUACUUUUGCUUUAUGAGUUUAAGUACAAUAGGAUUCGGCGACAUGAUACCCGGCCUUUACCCCAGUCAUAGUAAUAUUGGCUCUCAAAAUAAAACAAUAUGGUUUUGCUCGGGUUACAUAAUGUUUGGUAUGGCAUUAACGGCGAUGUGUUUUAAUAUAUUGCAUGAUGAACUGGUGCAUCGAUUAGCGCACCGCAAUGAAACAAACGAAUCUGUCAAACCGAGCUCAAGUGUUGACGAGUUAGCGACAGAUCCAUUCGCCCUUACGUCGUGACAAUUUCCUUCGAGUAAUUUUAGUAACAAUAGAAAUACAACCGAUGAAUCAUUAUGUAAUGAGCAGCCAGUUAGUAUUUUUGCCCAUGAAAAUGAAAUGAAUAUUUUAAGAGACUCGUUUAAUCAAGUUGAUGUUACAAGAGACUGCAAGCCUAUUAUUAAACUUGAAGACCAUAUUGUUGGACCUCCCGCUGUUUAUACACUACCGGAAGUCGAUGAAGAAACUGAGGAAAAUACUGAAAUGUAAAUUUUUUUUUUUUCAUUCAUAGAUUAAUUCAUUACUUUUUUUUUCACUCAAAAAAUUGCGCGCAAUUUAUGAGAUAUUCUCAUAAAUUUUUCUCAAUCAAAAUAAGUAUAAAAAAUUUUUAUUUUGCAAAUAAUUAUUAAUAUUUUUA
Molecule: messenger RNA, 3765 nt
Organism: Microplitis demolitor
Lineage: Eukaryota; Metazoa; Arthropoda; Insecta; Hymenoptera; Braconidae
Product: TWiK family of potassium channels protein 18
Exons: 10
Coding region: 1959-3371 (470 amino acids)
Biological process (GO): potassium ion transmembrane transport; stabilization of membrane potential
Cellular component (GO): membrane
Molecular function (GO): potassium ion leak channel activity
Source: RefSeq, a predicted model, not a curated record